Molecule: messenger RNA, 1418 nt
Organism: Trifolium pratense (red clover)
Lineage: Eukaryota; Viridiplantae; Streptophyta; Magnoliopsida; Fabales; Fabaceae
Product: 2-C-methyl-D-erythritol 4-phosphate cytidylyltransferase, chloroplastic
Exons: 13
Coding region: 161-1105 (314 amino acids)
Biological process (GO): isoprenoid biosynthetic process
Molecular function (GO): 2-C-methyl-D-erythritol 4-phosphate cytidylyltransferase activity
Source: RefSeq, a predicted model, not a curated record
UGGAAAGUAAAGAUUAAUGAGAGAAAAUUAAGUUUAAUCCAUUGAAAACUUGGCAUUUGACUUGCGUGAGCUUAAUCUGUGUGGUAUCUAUUCCAUGAAAUAAGGUCGAUUUUGUGAGGAGGGGAGGGGAGAGUGGAAGGAAGCAAAAGGAGGAGGAAGAAUGGAAGUGAUUAACAAGUUUCAAUAUCCUCUUUUGGGGAUUCCAACAAUCAACAAACAAUAUCCUAUUACUGCAGCUGCUGCUACUACUACUACUACAGGUCACAAAUUCUUGUAUUUAAACAACAACAACAACAACAACAAAAAUAAUAAUGCAUUAUUAUCUCUUGCAAAAUCAAAUUCAAGGCGGCUCACUCUAUGUUCUGCUGCACUUCCCACCACCCAAGAGUAUGAUAUUGUUGUUGUCAAAGAUAGAAGCGUCUCCGUUGUCCUCCUUGCUGGAGGAAAGGGCAAGAGAAUGGGGGCUAACAUGCCAAAGCAGUAUCUUCCUCUUUUGGGUCAACCUAUUGCACUCUAUAGUUUUUACACUUUUUCUCGCAUGCUUGAAGUCAAAGAAAUCAUUGUCGUCUGCGAUCCUUCCUACAAGGACAUUUUUGAAGAUGUCAAAGGAAACUGCCAACCACAACUCAAAUUUGCACUGCCUGGAAAAGAAAGACAGGAUUCUGUUUACAAUGGCCUUCAGGCUGUUGAUUCAAACUCUGAGCUUGUUUGCGUUCAUGAUUCCGCAAGACCUUUAGUGUUACAUGAAGAUGUGAAAAAGGUCCUUAAAGAUGGAUUGUUGAACGGAGCUGCUGUUCUUGGUGUCCCUGUGAAGGCCACAAUCAAAGAGGCAAACAUUGAAUCAUUUGUGGUUAGAACACUAGACAGAAAAACGCUAUGGGAGAUGCAGACCCCACAGAUCAUCAAACCCGAAUUGCUGAGGAAAGGCUUUGAGCUUGUAAAUAGAGAAGGACUUGAAGUUACUGAUGACGUGUCCAUUGUGGAGCACCUUAAACAUCCAGUUUAUAUCACUGAAGGAUCUUAUACCAACAUCAAGGUGACUACGCCUGAUGAUUUAUUACUGGCAGAGAGAAUAUUGAAUAUAAAUUCUGAGGAAAGUUCUUAAUGAAGUUUUGACAUUGAAGGGAAAUCAUUGUUAAACAUUUUUCUUCAAUUUAUUAUUUUUUGUCCCGCAAGAAGGCGUCUCGCAGCUGAGGAAACUGUAUGUAUACUCCAAGUUUUUUUACUAUAUACUUUGUGUAACUUAUUGAAAUUUGUGUAAAAACACAUGCCCUUGCUUAAAACUAGGAAAAUGUUUCCGCAUGGUAGUUGGUAGGAGAAACCUACUUUCAUUACCAGAGCCCCAUGCAAUGGGAUGAUCUGUAUUCCUAAAAUUAUAAUCAAAUUUGACAAACAUAAUAAAGGUCUCGAUUUUCAAA